Messenger RNA from Suillus plorans, 819 nucleotides. RefSeq lists its product as uncharacterized. The transcript has 5 exons. The coding region runs from base 68 to 685 and encodes 205 amino acids. The record is from RefSeq and is a predicted model, not a curated record. Lineage: Eukaryota; Fungi; Basidiomycota; Agaricomycetes; Boletales; Suillaceae.
AGGCGAAAUUACCGACUUCGCACUAAAUUCGGCAAAUGUGGUCGUGACCGCCAUUCUGGGUGCUAUCAUGAUCGUUCGGUUAUAUGCCAUGUAUCAAGGAUCGAGAAAUAUACUUAUCUUUCUCAUCGCAAUCUUCCUGACUGUCAACACCACUUCUGCAGUGGUCGCUGCAGUAGGCUUCAGCAAUACUUCAGGAGAGGAGCUCAUUCUCUCCGGUACCUACCAGUGCACUCACAGCUCCACGGGUGACCCAAAUCUGGUAUUAGUGAUCUAUAUACUCAACACUGUAUGGGAGGUCCUCGCACUGUGUCUUGCCGUCUGGAUUGCUGUAAAACAAUUCCGUGACUCAGGCUUGCGACGAUUCAGAAUAUCGACCCUUGGGGACUGUCUCAGAGAGUUGAUAAAAUCUCACGUAUUUUACUUUGGAAGUUUUUUUGCUGCAUCUUGCUUGAACUUCGGUUCUUUUGCUCCAACAAUCGCGGACUCAGAUUCUAUGGGAGUCGUCAUAUAUUCUGGCAUUUCUGUCAUCAUCGCUAUGGUGCAGAUGUUUGUACUUGGUCCACGCCUCAUCCUCGACGUUCGAGAACACCACGCUAAACUUAUAGGCACCUCUGACGCAGGAACGAACAUGACUUCAAUUAUUUUCCAAGAGCAUGUACACGUGUCAACUGGCAGUUGCGUGUAGCACGGGAAUCCUUGUUGGGCGCUAUGCAGGGAGCAGGAGAAGUUUCUUGGGAGGUCAGGUACUUAAAUAAGUUAUAUUCCGAACAUAGUCCAAAGAGCGAAUAAUAUUGAUAAUGUUCACUUUCAUGAAAUCCC